Mesorhabditis belari is the source of this 1092-nucleotide messenger RNA. The record is from the annotation of a GenBank genome assembly. Lineage: Eukaryota; Metazoa; Nematoda; Chromadorea; Rhabditida; Rhabditidae.
AUGGGAGCUGAACAGUCAACUGAAAGUCGUCGUGGUUUUGAUUCAACAAAUGUGCCUUCAACUCGAAAAAUCUUGAAGAGCCAUAGUUGGACCUGCUUUACCACAAAGAAAUUGAUCUUUGAGCCAAGAAUUCCCAAAAAAGACCCAAACGAUCAGCACAAUUCGCGGGUAAUCUCUAUUUCUGAAAUCUCCGCUAAAGGAACUAUUCCCGAAGAGAUCGCCGAUUUAUCAUCGAUUAAGCACAGUCAAUCAAGCUUGGAUAAUCUAUCUGAUCAAAUCGUUGCGAUUUCGAAACCGUCCACUGAGGUGACAAGAGAAAAUCAAGAGAAAAUCAUUGACUUAUCCAAGUUGGUCAACUCCAGAGACACUUUCUUUCAAGCUUUACUUGAUUUGGAUCAAUCAAAAGAAGAAAAAUCAUUGGAGAGGAAAGAGGAGAGUUCACGCUAUAAAAUCCCAUCACCAAAUCCGUUUUUCUGGUUGACAACGGAUCAAGUAAACAUGCGAGCCAAGAGUUGCGGUCCAAUCAUGAAGCACAAAACACCCGAAUAUAAUCAUCGGAUGCCACAUGAGUUCUACGAUAGCAAUGUAAUCAUUUAUUUAGAGGUUGGAGGGAAAUUGUACUCAUCGACGUUGAAAACCCUGGCAAAUGAGCAAAGAAAUGGGCGUUUACUCGGCGGGAUCAUCAAGAAAUGCGUCGGUUGGGAUAAGAAGGCAAUCUACAGGGUCAACUGUGAAAAGGAGCACGACUCAAAUGGUAACUAUCGAUAUAAAGUGCUACUCGAUCGCGAUCGUGAGAUUUUCGCCUACAUUCUGCGCUUUUUACGCUACGGAGAGGUGAUGGCGUUGCCCACUGAUGUCACACUUUUGGAUCAUAUUUAUCGUGAAGCUGACUUUUUCGGUAUGGGGAAAUUGAAAGCAUUGGUGAAGAAAAAGAUUGAAGAUGAACGGGAAAAGGUGAGAGCACGAGAUCGAAGAGAUGAGCAACGAGAUGCCGCUAUGAAGCUCCUUCUCGAAGAGAUAAUUCGAUUACGUCAAGAAAUCGAAGCGACUCGCUCGAAUUCUGAAGAAGAGUGGCAAGAGAAUAUAAUUCUU